Umbelopsis ramanniana AG is the source of this 2449-nucleotide messenger RNA. RefSeq lists its product as uncharacterized. The record is from RefSeq and is a predicted model, not a curated record. Gene Ontology annotation, biological process: retrograde transport, endosome to Golgi. NCBI's taxonomy places the organism in Eukaryota, Fungi, Mucoromycota, Umbelopsidomycetes, Umbelopsidales, Umbelopsidaceae. Gene Ontology annotation, cellular component: Golgi membrane; Ric1-Rgp1 guanyl-nucleotide exchange factor complex. The coding region runs from base 59 to 2395 and encodes 778 amino acids. The transcript has 8 exons.
CAUGGCACGUUCGUGAACUGAAGGGGUAUGAUGGUCACAUCCUUGGGCGGUGUCUCAAAUGUCUCUGAUUUUGUGCCUCAGCUCGCUCGGACGCUUGACGUUACCUGCUUUGGAGAUGAGUGUGAUAGUGUCUACCAAAUUCUCGCAAGGGAGAGUGUACUAUGCAGGAGAAUCGGUGACAUGUACCAUCACAUUUACGAACCCGUUGCCGACGCACUCAACGCCACCAACAAAUAGCUCUUCCACGAAUUCAAACCGAAGACGAAGCUCUGUCCGUCCUAAUGCUACUCAUAUAUCUCGGAUGCAAUCACCGACUAACCCGUCACACUCAUCCUCGCCUCUGGUCAGGCAUAGCAGACAGAUUAGCGGUCAACACUCAAGAUCCCAAAGCAUGACCUUGUCCUCUGACACUUUGAACUCGAAAGACUCUAGCUUACCGCCUAGGAAUGGUACAUCGCAUCGAAGAACAGAGAGCAGCACCAAUAGUCUGUCGGUUUACGAUAAUAAGGAUGCUACUGUGAAUCGGAAGACUGCCUCAUUUACGGAUUUGGCCACCUCGACUUUUGCAUAUUUCACCGGCUUUUCAAUUAACGAUAAACAAGAUGAAGAGCCGGAUAAUAAUUAUAUUGAUAAAACACUGCAAGAGGAUAGUUAUGAAAAGAAAGCCAAUACAGCAUCGGAAGAUUUGCAGUUACAAGAAGAGGAUGAAGCAUCAGAGCCAUCACAGGCUAUAUCCAUAGAACUUGGAUCUAUAGACACCGACACACCCAGGUCAUCAAUAGAUACACAAAGCACGUACAUACCACGUGAACACGACAGCCGUCGUAGCAGCAUCGAUUCAACUGCGUCGUUUUCAAACCAUCCUCACUCUCACAUGUACGGCACGCCACGACUCAACUUUAUGAUGAAAUCAACUUCCACGCCUUCUUUACUAACAAAGUCAGAGCAUCUGUUAUGGGGGUUUGCUCAAGUUGUUGGACAUUUUGUCGUGGACCCAGCCAUGGUAAAUGCUAGCGAAUUUGCCCAGUUGAAGAACCGGACAAUGUAUCGACCAGGUGGUGGUAUUGGUGGCGGCGGAGGAAUGCUGGGCCGGCCCAGUGGAAUCCGUCAACCAAAUAAGAUUGAUGGCAACAGUAUACCGGUCUUUUCCACCCCUCCCUCUAUUUUGUUUGUCGAUCUCGAUAUUCUUCCAGGAGAAAGCAAAUCAUAUUUGUACAAAAUUACAUUGCCGAAAGAUAUUCCUCCAUCACACAAAGGAAGAUGCAUCCGGUUCAAUUAUCAUUUAAUUAUUGGCACACAGCGAAGCUCAGGUAAUGGUGGAGCUACAAGCAACACUAGCAUGGGACGUGGCCAUGUAGUGCAAAUGCCAUUCCGUGUUUUGAACCAUGUCAGCGCCGAUGGAUCUCGGCCUAUAUACGACCUUAUGAAUCCCGUAGUUCUAUACAAAGACGAAGCCAAAAUCGAGGCACAGGACUCCGAUACACCCAAGGCAUCUACCACACAAACCAAAAAUCACUGUCCGAAUCCAGAUGAUGCCUCUCGGAAGGACUUUUUUGCUUAUGUAGACGAGUUGGUGAAAUCGUCGGCACCAGUCAAGGCGGUCAAAUCGCCCGAGUCAGAAUCAAGUACAGCCAAAUCCAGUAGUCCACCUCUACCCCAUGCUGAAAUUACUAGGCGAGAGAGUGAUGUGUACGAUGAAAACGGUCAGGAUGAUAAUGAAGAGAAUCGGCGAGGCACAUAUAUUACGAAAGAGGGGUUCAUGGAAUAUACUGCAGAGAAGAACUGCGCGCAAAUCGUUUCAGAUGUAGUCAGAACGGGACACAAAGCCAUGUAUGAUAUAUGCAAAAGUAAUGUUAGAGUCGCUUAUCUUCACCUGAUGAAGAUAACACAUAGAUUAGGAGAACCCAUCAUGGGAAUGUUAAAUUUUCACAACUGCGAUAUACCAACAUACCACAUUAAUAUCACUCUCGAGAGCUACGAAGAAAUCGAACAAUCCAUAGCUCUCAAAUCUCCACAACAAAACAAGAAACUCACAAGAAAAAUCCACUCUGAACAUCAUGAAUUUUGCUUGAACUCUCAGCGAGUAGCGUUUUCGCUACCUAUACCUUUGAUGGCCACCCCUGAUUUCCAUACCACAGGAGUGAAGCUGAACUACUUUUUACGCUUUGAAUUUCUUACCGGUGUGCAACAGAGUGCAAGAACGGGUGCUCCUAAGGCAGUUCCUCCAUCAUACUUACCAAUCAAUGUGGAUGAGCGACACAAGCACUAUCAAGCUGUUCAGGAAGUGGACAUCAGUAGCUUUGACUGUACCAUUCCAAUUAAAGUGUAUGGCGCAUCUGGUGGAGUUGACAGAGGAAUGUAUGGAUGGUCCAGUAGUUUUGUGGUUACGGAUUGAAGGGUCCGACAAUAAUAAAUUAAAAAAAACACCGUUUUCCAAAAAAAAGCAAAG